Thermothelomyces thermophilus ATCC 42464 is the source of this 446-nucleotide messenger RNA. RefSeq lists its product as uncharacterized. The transcript has 2 exons. The record is from RefSeq and is a predicted model, not a curated record. Lineage: Eukaryota; Fungi; Ascomycota; Sordariomycetes; Sordariales; Chaetomiaceae. Bases 84 to 362 code for a protein of 92 amino acids.
AGUUCGGCUGCGGAUUCCCGAUUCUGGAUACCUUGGAUACACCUUCGGUCCGUUGAAGCGAGCUCGCUUUGCUCUCCAACAACAUGUCGUCUUCAGGCCCCACCGGCUUCCUGGGCCGGUCCAGCAGCAGCAAUGCCAACAUGCGCGGCCUGGUUCAGUUCAUCGCCGAUCUGAGAAAUGCUCGUGCACGCGAGCUCGAGGAGAAGCGAAUCAACAAGGAGCUGGCCAACAUCCGGUAUGUCUGCCGCACACUCGAGCACCCUGCUCAAAGCUCCGUGCUAACCCUCCCGGCGCAUCCAGGCAAAAGUUCAAGGGUUUGUCACGUCCAUGCCACGUUCGUCCGCUCCCGAGCGGCAUGCUAACUCGACUCGACCGUAGACGGCAAUCUCAGCGGGUACCACAAGAAGAAAUACGUCUGCAAGCUUCUCUACAUCUACAUCCUCGGC